Molecule: messenger RNA, 4172 nt
Organism: Lytechinus pictus (painted urchin)
Lineage: Eukaryota; Metazoa; Echinodermata; Echinoidea; Temnopleuroida; Toxopneustidae
Exons: 7
Coding region: 188-1132 (314 amino acids)
Molecular function (GO): protein binding
Source: RefSeq, a predicted model, not a curated record
UACACUGCUUAAUCUUGUCGCCAGUGCUCAAAACAUCCAAACAACAAGCUUCGACAUCAUUUGGGAAGACAGACCCGAAUUCACUUAUACUAGCUACAUUGCGACAGUCAGUGAAGUAGGGGGUACCUUUUCAGUACAACUUCCAGCCACUGCGAAUCGUGAUGGUAGAAAUAUAGUAGUCAAUGCUAUGGGCCUUACACCCGGCACAGAAUACGAUGUUAACAUUCAAGGUGUGACCAGUACUGGAGUGCGUGAGGAUCAAGGCAAUUUCAAUGUUUUCACAGGACCUAACCCACCUAUAGAUGGUCGCUUCACCGAGAUAAAUGGAAUGACGGUACUACUUGAGUGGAAUCCACCUGAUGAUGGGAGAAUAGAUGGGUAUAUAGUGAUACAUGGUGCAGAAACUCAGGAUCCAACUACUUUGGUACAGGCUAUUAUCCCAGUUGGUCAGACGGCAUACGCAAUCUCAGGACUCAAUCCUACCACACCCUACACCAUAGGACUGGUAUCAUAUCGGAAUUCAACCGAUACAUUUAGUGAUUUUGCAGAGCUACUUCAGCAACAAAAUUCUAACUUCGUCAUAAAUAGAGGUGAUAACCAAUGCGCAAGUAGACCAUGUAUUAAUGGUGGACAGUGUUAUGGUGUGUCAGGAGGCAGUUUCAGAUGUGAAUGCAUCAGUGGUUUCAGCGGCAUCACAUGUGCAAUAGAUACAAACCUAAACACUUCAAGCCCGAUUUCAACAAAUCUGUCAGGAAUUUCAACUAAUACAAUGAUAGCUGUCACCAUGUCUCAUUACACAAUGAACCCUGUUACAAGUUCGGACGCCACUGGGACACUUGUUACAACGCCUAAACUACAAACAACAUCCAACUAUGUCAUCUACAUCACAGUGGCAGCUGUCGUACUUCUGAUCCUUCUGGUUCUCUCUAUAAUUCUCUGCUCCCGUAAAAAGACAAGGAGUUCAAGGAAGAAGACGCAAGAUGCUAAUACAGAACCCAAUCUUGCACUGCCACUUGGACCUUUACCUCAGAGACCAGGAUCAAGACCGUACGACACGAAGAUUGUUACGACUGCACCUACACAUGGUCUUUCCAAUCAUGGACAACUCGAUGUAUACGCCGAUAUUUUGUAAUCUAUAUUUACCAGACCAGAACAUGAUCACAUUUUCGAAGAUAUACUCUAAAGUGAUUGGAAAUAAUGAUGUACAUGCAAUGAAGGAUAUUUUUUUUUGUGAGAAUGUGAAUAUGAUGGAUGAUAGUAAUAUCCAUUAAUACGUGUCGAUGUUUCUCACAAAAUAAUUGUUUUGUUCUUAAUCAUUGAAUUUGUUAGUUUUUUAACUACCAGACCGAUUUGAAUGUUCAUUCGAUAUUAAUAAUUUACUAAGAAAUAAAGAAAUAUUUAGGCUUAACCAUUGGCGGCAGAAGCAAAAAAAUUUAGGUGGGGGGGUCCACCUGAAAUUUUUGGAUGGACACAGGUAAAAAAAAUUGACAAGCAAAAAAAAUAAAAAAGGUUAUCAACCAAAAUUUAAGGGGGGACCACAACAAUUUUAGGGGGGUCCACCUGAAUUUAGGGGAGACGCAGGAAACAAAAUUGACAAGCAAAAAAAAAAGGUUAUCAACAAAAAAUUUAGGGGGGCCCACCUCAACUUUCGGGGGGGGGGACAGGAACCCCCCGUCCCCCCGCUUCCGUCGCCUAUGGGCUUACCUGAUUCGCUUUCUCAUUUUUAACAAAUAUAUACGGAACCUUAAUAUUUAAAAAUCCUUUCCCUUCCAAAUUUGUCUUCAACCCGGGAUAAAAUACUAAAAUUUUUCAAAUUUACGGUUGCUUUAAACAUGGACCUAUUACGAAAUAGGUCCAUGCUUUAAACAACCAUCUUUUUUGUUUUAUUAGCUUUUAUUUUGCACGUUAGAAUAUAAUGACCCCAAAUAGAAGUCAUAUUACUCGAUAAAUUUACUUGCCUGAAGUCUUUUAACAUUCUACCACAUUCAUCUAAAUUUGAUAUUCAAAAAAGUAUACAAUCAAGUGUUAUUAAAUAACUCAUUGAUCAAAAUAGAUGGGAGAGUUAUACCCAAACAGAACUGUUUAAAACGGGAUCUUCCCUAUUAAACAUUUGUUGAAUGAACAAACCAAUUACAUCUCGCACGCAACUUAUUCUUUUUUUAAAUACAAAAUUAAUCACAACUGUCUUGAAUACUGUUAAUAGAUUUCUGUAUGACCUAAGGGGGAAAAUAUAUUCGCAGGAGCCGCGGAACUGUUUUUAAGAUUGGAGAGCUGAGCCGAAAAUAGGGGGGCUGACCAUGCAAUAGAAAACCCACAAUCGGAUCGAAAUUUUACGUUUCUGUAGUCGUCCAACGAAAAUUCGAUGGACGGUUGAGCCCCCUCCUCCACAUGCCCUUGUCCCACGGUCCCUGGUUCUUUAAUACUGUGUUGUGAGCAGAACAACUCGAAAGGAUUUGAUGUAAGUUAAAUUGAUUCUAUAAGGUAUUUAAGUUUAUUCAUAGAAUUUCAAUUGAAAGGUCCUGACUUCGCAGAUAAAAUGGGCAUUCGUUAAAAUGUACCUAUUUUAUAUAGAGUUAAAAUGUAAUGAUUUAAAGGUCAAGUCCACCCCAGAAAAAUGUUGAUUUGAAUAAAUAGAGAAAACUCAAACUAGCAGAAUGCUGAAAAUUUCAUCAAAAUUCGAUGUAGAAUAAGAAAGUUAUGGCAUUCUAUAAAUUUUCCCUUAUUUUUCACAAAACAGUGAUAUGCACAACUCAGUGACAAGCAGAUGAGUCGGCCGAUGAUGUCCAUCACUCACUAUUUCUUUUGAUUUUUAAAGUUUGAAUUAUACAAUAUUUCAUUUUUUACAGAUUUGACAAUAAGGACCAACUUGACUGAACCAUAUAGUAUCAAACAAUGCUAAUUCCACUUGUUCAGGGAGGAAUUAUUUGUUGUUUCACUUGACAAUGAGGGGAAAAUUUGAAUAUUUCAUAUUUCAUAAAUGAAAUACAAAACAAAUAGUGAGUGGAUGACGUCAUCAGUAUCCUCAUUUGAAUACCAACCAGGAUGAGCAUAUAACUGUUUUGUGAAAUUAAGCGAAGCUUUAAAAUGUCAUAACUUUCUUAUUUUACAUCCGAUUUUGAUGAAAUUUUCAGUGUUAUGCUUGUUGAAUUUUUCUCUUUUUAUUCAAAUCAACUUUUUGUAGGGGUGGACUUGUCCUUUACAAAGAAAAUGCUGGUCUUGAAAUUAUUAAUUCUUUACCAUUUGCCAUUGCUCAAAAGAUUUCCUGGGCUAGAAAUCUCCUUUAUGAUAAUUUCAGUGCUUCAUGAAAGUUUAAUGAGUUAAAUAAAUUCUAUAAGGUAUUCUAGUUUAUUCAUUAAAUUUCAAUUGAAAGGCCCUGACUUCGCAAAUAAAAUGGUAAUUCAUUGGGUUAUCAUUAAAAGAAAUAAUAAGAUUUCUCUCUCUUGUAGAAAUGUGAUGCCCCAAAAAGUGUAUUGAACUCUAUGGGCAAAAUAGCCGACUCAUUUUAGAAGAAACUGCUAUUGAAUUUUAUGGAUUCCCGCCGUAAUAAGUUAAUUCGUUCAAGAUCCAAAUCGUAUUUACUAGUAUAUUAUGACUAUUGGGUCAACAAGAAUAUUUUUACUCUUUCUGAUUUGUUUUAUCCGCCUUUCCCUUGUGAAAAACAAUUGAUAAAACUAGUCUAAGACUUUGCUAUUCCUAUCGUCAGAAGAAAAUUAUCUUUUUUAUUAAAAAUAUUCCAGAAAAGUGGAUGAUAGAUGGUGAAUUUUGAAAUUGAUAUUGUUGGUGUUCAUGAUACUAUUGUAUGAUUGUAUGAAGAAAGUUCCUUAAGGCCAGUUUACACUGCAUCCGACACGGCAACCGUGCACGGCACCCCGGCACAUUCCAACCAAGAAAUAUGUGUUUUAAAGUGAUACUACAUGCAGAAGGUCCACUGUAUGGAUUUCUUCUGUACUCUUGAUACUAAAUUAAGGUCUUUUUACUUUAAACUUUUCAAAAAUCAAUUGUAGGGAAUAGCUUCCUGUUAAAAACUAAGAGAAAAGAUUAUCCUAACUGCAAUUUUUGUGGAAAGAAAGAGGAAACUCUCAUCCAUUUAUUUUGUGAGUGUGAAAAAAUAAUUCACUCUGGAAUGAUCUUAUUUCUGAAAUUAAACUCCAACAUCACUAUAACCAACUUUA